Lepus europaeus (European hare) is the source of this 3943-nucleotide messenger RNA. RefSeq lists its product as uncharacterized. The record is from RefSeq and is a predicted model, not a curated record. Lineage: Eukaryota; Metazoa; Chordata; Mammalia; Lagomorpha; Leporidae. The transcript has 4 exons. Bases 1 to 846 code for a protein of 281 amino acids.
AUGGUCCAGCGGAUCGGACGUCGGGGAAAGACGCAGAGGAGUUGCUCUUCUCCAUCAAAUUUCACUUUAUCCUCCUCCUCGCUCACCAGAACAACUUCCACAGAGAAAGUUAGUACCUCCGCCCCAAAGUUCUGGGGAAGAGGGGAAAAAUCAACUGGCCCGGCGCUCGCCACACCUGGAGCGCUCGGCCAGAUCCGGCCUGUGCGUCCCGCUCUUACCCAGGCAGACGACUGGCGGCCCGGAGCGGCCCCGCUUCCCAGUCACCUUCUCCACUUUGCCAGGGCGCUCCGCUCGUCCCCGUCCACUCCUAGACGUCGUCUGCCGACUGCCCCGACGCGCAGCAGGCGGCGAACUGGCCUGUACAGCCCGACUGCCUCAGGAGCUUCUCCUGACCUGAAGACAGCCAAACUUCCCUCUCCGAGGCUCUUCCCACACUUCUGCACGGUGUCUUCAGCCCAGAACGUGGAGACGCGUGGAGUUGACACAUUUCACCUCAGGAACCGCGAAGCCUCUCUGCCUUCCUGCUGUGUCCAUCCAGUAAUGGAGAGCAAAGGGAGUUUCUGGUGGCUCUCUAUUGAAAGCUCUCUGCUAAUGUGCCUGGGACGGCAGCAGAGGAUGGCCCAGGUCCUUGUCCCCUGCAUCCAUGUAGGAGAUGCAGAUGAAGCACCUGGCUCCUGGCUUCAGUCUGGCCCAGCCCUGGCCAUUGAGUCCAUUUGGGAAGUGAACCAGCAGAUGGAAGAUUCUCUCUCUCUCGUUCGCUCUCAUGUGUGCGUGUUUGCACACUUGCUCUUGCUCUUUCUCAACUCUGCCUUUCAAAUAAAUAAAAUAAACCUUAAAAAAAAGUAGCAAGAAAAACAUAACUACAAAGGCAGCAACAUUUAUUGAGCAUUAUUCAGUAUUGGUAUAUUUGUAGAACUAAGCUAAGUGAUUCUACAACUACUAUCUCAAUGUUCUUCCCAGCUAUCCUAUGCAUGUAGGUACAUGUGAGAAACAGCUUGUUUAUACAAAGGGGUGGAAAACAAGAAAACGAACAUCAUAAGAGAACAGGAUAUGGAAUGGCCCAGGACCAAGAACAAUAGCACACCAAGAAAUGGGGGAGCUAAAAGAGUGAAGAGUGGCUCAAUAGGCUAAUCCUCCGCCUGCGGCACUGGCACCCCGGAUUCUAGUCCCGGUCAGGGCGUCGGAUUCUGUGCCGGUUGCCCCUCUUCCAGGCCAGCUCUCUGCUAUGGCCCAGGAGUGCAGGGGAGGAUGGCCCAAGUCCUUGGGCCCUACACCCACAUGGGAGACCAGGAGAAGCACCUGGCUCGUGGCUUUGGAUCAGCGCAGCGCGCUGUCCACGGCAGUCAUUGGAGGGUGAACCAACGGCAAAGGAAGACCUUUCUCUCUGUCUCUCUCUCUCACUGUCCACUCUGCCUGUCAAAAAAAAAAAAAAAUGAAGAGUGGAGAAGAGGACCAGUGAUACAAGGCACAUAGCAGGUAUUCGCUUAUUAGGAUAAGAUAUCUACCAAUAGCUUACUAAUCCUUUAUUUUAUCUAUGAGUUCAACAACAUUAACAAAGAUAGAGCUCUAAAGUAUCAAAGUACUGAUGAAAAAAGUAGGCUUGAAAACAGGAUGUUAACAUUAAAUCUAUAAAAAUAUAAUUUGCAAAUAAUAUACCAUUAGAAUAAACUACAGGAAGCAUAUAUCACUUGCUAGUUAAAACAUAAAUUAAUAUAUAUUUGCCUCAUUUUUCUCACAUGUUAAAUAGGGAUAAUAACAGUGCAUACUCUUGUGAUAUGGCACAUUAAUUACCUAAUUCUAAACAAUAUAUUUAACAAACCAACCCAAGCUCAGUGGCUUAAAGCAACAAUGAUUUACUCUUACAAAUCAGCAUCCUAUCAUCUCUGCCCCAAAAAUGCAAAUAUGCCCCCCAGGAUUAAGAAAGAUACAACUAAUGUAAACCCUGAGCUUAUUUUGCAAAGCAGCAACAAACUUCCCUGAGAUUCACAGAUAAAAAUUGCUGAAAGCAGUCAGAACUAUGGAUAGGCAAAUGAUGAAUGGGCAACUGACUACUGAAUAAAUUUAUGAUAUUUUGAACCGAAAUUUUGCCUCCCACCCCCAUAUGCCAUUUUUGAACAAACCAUAACCAACACUGGCAGAAGAACCAAAAAUUUCCUUUCUUUAUUAAUGAACAAAUACCCAUAUCCCAUUUCUGCUCCUUUUCUCCCUUUCCAAUAUCUUUUGUAACAAGUACAGGGAGUCAGAUAUGAACAUUGUUCCUUGAUUGACUGCCCAUUAGCAAACUUUCAUUGCUCCAAAAACCAUGGGUUUGGGGUUUAGCUUUUUGAUGGAGGUAGGCAAAUGGACUCAUCUUGGUUCAGUGACACAAGUAUUUCCCAUGUUCUCUUGGGAUCAGCAAGACAGAUAAUAUCUUCUUGUCAUGGCAAUGCUUGAAGUACAGUAGAGCAAGCCCAAUGGAAGAAGCACAUAUCAAGACUUAGCUUAUUUGCUUAUACCCAUUUGCUAAUGUAAAACAUGACCACACCCAAAGCCAAUGUACGGGAAAUAUAGAAUUCCCAGAAUGAGGCUAUAACAGAGCUGUGGAUGACAGAAGGUGGGAAGAGUUGGGGUCAUUAAUUAAAUCUACCACAGUUAUUUUAAAAAGAAAAUGAGUUAACCUUUAAGUGGAACCUAGAUCAGUUCUGGGUCCAUUGUAUCUAUAUCAAUACAUAUCAAUGCUUCUUUUAAUUUUCUGUUCUUGUUAUCAUUCUUUCUAAGUUAACUUAUAGUUUAAAAUAAUUCCAAUCAAAACCUCAAUCCAAUGAUGGUAAUUCAGAAUUCAGAAUGAUAAUUUCUGUGAGAAUCUCAAGAAAAAAAGUAUUAAGAUGUCCCUGUCCAUGCUCAAUCAGACUUGCCCCAAAUGGUGGAGUUAGAAAUGUGCCAGGGGAUUCCAAUACAAUCCCAUCAAGGUGGCAUUACCAAUGCCAUCUCACUAGUACAAGUGAUCAAUUUCAGUUCACAAUUGAUCACACUGAUAGGUCUAAGAGUCAAAGGGAUCACACAAACAAAACUAGUGUCUGCUAAUACUAACUGAUAGAAUCAAAAAGGGAGAGAACGAUCCAACAUGGGAAGCAAGAAACACAGCAGACUCAUAGAAUGGCGGAUGUCCUAAAUAGCACUCUGGCCUCAGAAUCAGCCCUUAAGGCAUUCGGAUCUGGCUGAAGAGCCCAAGAGAGUAUUUUAGGCAUGGAAAGCCAAGACACUCUGGCAAAAAAAAAAAAAAAAAAAAAAAAAACCUAAAUGAAAGAUCUCUGCAAGUGAGAUCCCAGUGGAAAGAACAGGGCCAUCAAAGAAGGAAGUACCUUUCUCUGAAGGGAGGAGAGAACUUCCACUUUGACUAUGACCCUAUCUGAAUAAGAUCAAAGUCGGCGAACCCUAAAGGCUUCCAUAGCCUUGGCAACUCAUGACUAGAGCCUAGGGAGAUUACUGACGCCAUAAACAAGAGUGUCAAAUUGUUAAAUCAACAACAGGAGUCACUGUGUACUUACAUCCCAUGUGAGAUCUGUCCUUAAUGUGUUAUCCAAUGUGAAGUAAUGCUAUAACUAGUACUGAAACAGUAUUUUUACACUUUGUGUUUCUGUGUGGGUGCAAACUGAUGAAUUCCUUACUUAGUAUAUACUGAAUCGAUUUUCUGUAUAUGAAGAUAAUUGAAAAUGAAAAAAAAACCUUGGUUUUAAAUUGGAAAUUGCAUAGAAAAUUAAUCAAUUUUUAAAAAAAUAUCAUGUAGGAUCUCUGUCCUUAAUGUGCUGUACACUGUUAUUUAAUGCUAUAACUAGUACUCCAACAGUAUUUUUCACUUUGUGUUGCUAUGUGGGGGCAAACUGUUGAAAUCUUUACUUAAUAUAUACUAAACUGAUCUUCUGUAUAUAAAGAGAAUUGAAAAAGUAUCUUGAUGUGAAUGGAA